CCCGGCCGGAGCUCAACGGCCACUGGAAAGGGGGCGGCUCUGCGGGCGAGGGAGGAGCAGCAGCCGCGGCGUGGCCGGAGCUCUCCACCUUCGGCCGUCCCAGGCAGUUCCUGCUCCCUGCCCGGGAGGGGAGUCGCCAUGCUCGGCAACGGAGGCGGCGGAGGGUGCGCCCCUCCUGCGCGGAACGGGGCGCCUUUGCCGCCCGUUCUGGAGAGAGCCUCGUCUCUGGGCAAAAGCUACGAUGUCUGUGGCAAGGUGAUGCUGCUUGGUGAUUCAGGCGUGGGGAAAACCUGCUUCCUCAUCCAGUUCAAAGAUGGGGCCUUCCUCUCUGGGACCUUCAUAGCCACCGUCGGCAUAGACUUUCGGAACAAAGUGGUCACAGUGGACGAUGUGAAAGUGAAACUCCAGAUCUGGGACACUGCAGGCCAGGAGCGGUUCCGGAGCGUGACCCAUGCUUACUACCGAGAUGCUCAGGCUCUUCUCCUCCUCUAUGACAUCACCAACAGAAUGUCCUUUGACAAUAUCCGGGCCUGGCUAACAGAGAUACACGAAUAUGCCCAAACGGAUGUGGUCAUUAUGUUGCUAGGCAAUAAGGCUGAUGUGAGCAGUGAGAGAGUAAUAAGGACAGAAGAUGGGGAAUCGUUAGCCAGGGAAUAUGGAGUGCCUUUCAUGGAGACCAGUGCUAAGACUGGAAUGAACGUGGAACUGGCAUUUCUGGCCAUUGCAAAAGAGCUCAAGCAGCGAGCCGUGCAGCAGCCAGAGGAGCCCAGGUUCCAGAUCCAUGACUACAUCGAGUCACAGAAGAAGAGGACGAGCUGCUGUGCCUUUCUUUGAGGGAACAGACUGCCAAGUCAAUCUAAAUGACCUAGUGCUAAGAAAAGAGAUCGCAAAAGAGACUGGCACAGUCGGACUACAGAGAGGAAGCUGUGUCGGGGAUCCUCUCCAAAGACAAUAUAUUUUUAGAGAAAGUUGCUCAUAGAUUCUAAAUCAGAAGCAGGCCAGACCUAUUCUCAAGAGUGCAUGAGAGAGAGAGAGAGAGAGCAUGCACAUGCAAGCUUUUACUAUGAAAGCCAGAGACACUCUUCAAGAACAGUCACCCAAUGUUUGAAAAUGGAGGUGGUCAGCAUCUGUAACAACACUUCCCAAGCUGGACCUUGGUACAACUGGAGAGAUGAGCCUUAACAAAGCAAAUCCGGUUUCCGUCGGCUUCUAGACUAGCGCUAUCCUGUGCCAUACUCAGAAAACAGGUCCAGUAUGGAGUGGCUAUAUAAUCCACCUUUCCCAAGGACACUGGGCUUGGACUUGGUUGGUUUCAGCGGCAGGUCUACACAGACAGACUCCUUCGGCAAAAACUCAGAAGAAGAUUUUGCAGAAGGUCUACGCAGGCCAAAGGGUUAAUUGGAUAACAUAAC
Molecule: messenger RNA, 1412 nt
Organism: Eublepharis macularius
Lineage: Eukaryota; Metazoa; Chordata; Lepidosauria; Squamata; Eublepharidae
Gene: RAB37
Product: RAB37, member RAS oncogene family
Exons: 9
Coding region: 139-834 (231 amino acids)
Cellular component (GO): endosome; Golgi apparatus
Molecular function (GO): GTP binding; GTPase activity
Source: RefSeq, a predicted model, not a curated record